AUGGAUGGGGAUGGGGAUGUUGAUGUUGGUGGGGGCGAUGGUGAUGAUGGGCGGUGUAAAACUGAUGUUGGUGCGUCGAGGCGAAUUUGGGGCCGUCCACGAACUGAAGGAACGGGUCGUGGGCGUCCGGGGGCGCUGCCUCCGCCUCGGGCGGGCUGGGGACUGCUCCGCCCGCUGCGCGCUCAGGGUGGGCGGGUCCGGAUAAUGGACACGCUCCAACACAGGCGGCACGUAGUCAUACGUAGGGUCGUUUUUGAGAGGGUCUCUGCGACCCAGCGGCGUCCAUUCGUCAUAGUCCAUUCGCGGGGAGAACAAGCCGCGAGACUCCUUGUCGGGAGAGGCGUCAGCCGGUUCUGCAACACAAGGCAACAGGUCAGGCCUUCAUACAAACGACAUGUCCAUACUGGUCUGUGCAGGGUUUUAUGCGAAUCCAUUAGCUAG
Gryllus bimaculatus (two-spotted cricket) is the source of this 441-nucleotide messenger RNA. The record is from the annotation of a GenBank genome assembly. NCBI's taxonomy places the organism in Eukaryota, Metazoa, Arthropoda, Insecta, Orthoptera, Gryllidae.